GCACACAUGGUCGGCAGUCGAGAGUCGACAUAUCGCGCACCGCAUGUGAAAUGGGAAAUGUGAAAAGGCAGGCGAGAGCGUUAUGAAAUUCCAUGAUACGGCACUCUGGUAAUGUAGUGCCCCAGUACCAGUACCAGUACCAGUACCACUAGAACCCAGAGAACCCACAGCCGAUAGACGAUGUCCGGCGGCGAACAGAUGAUUGCCGUAUGUGUAUUGCAUAUGGGUAGUCCGUAGUCCGCCGUUCGCGCACAUUCACCAAUUGCCGGCGAUGGCGGACGGACGCACAGUGAAAAACGGCAGUGGAGGAGGCACAUCAUCCCCCCGGUACGCGAUCCUCGACUGCGAUGGCGGGAGCGACGACGCCUGGGCCCUGCUCCUGCUGCUCCAUGCGGCCGAGAGCCACGGGAUCCACCUCCUGGCCGUCACCACCAUGGGAUGCGGCAACACCAGUCGGGAGAACGCGGCCCGCAACAUGCGACGCAUUCUGGAUGCCUGCAAGCGCACAGACGUUCCCAUUUACCUGGGCGCCGUGCAUCCCCUGAUUCCCUCCACGGAACACAAGAAGUAUUUCCAUGGCCGCGACGGAUUCGGGGACUGCCUCUCGGCCGACGACUGCGCUCCGCUGGAGGAGAUCGUGCGGCCGGAGCACGCGGUGACCGCCAUCCACGACCUCUGCCGCGCCAGGCCCAAGCAGAUCACCCUCUUCGCCGUCGGUCCCCUGACGAAUCUCGCCCUGGGCUACACGAUGUACGGCGACGGGUUCGGGAAGAACUUCCGCGACCUGUUCAUCAUGGGCGGCAACUACCAGGGCGUGGGCAACUCCUCGCGCUCCGCGGAGUUCAACUUCCACUCGGAUCCGGAGGCGGCGUACACGGUGCUGCUGAAGACCCGCUGUCCCGUCACCGUCCUGCCAUGGGAGCCCUGUCUCCCGGAUAGAUUCAACAUACCCAUUAACUGGCGCCUGAAGGAGUUCGCCGCCAGGGCCAAGGAAGCCGGGCAUCCGGCGAUCACCAUGCUCAACCAGGUGGAGGCCGCCCAGUGGCUGCCGAUGAUCGAGCAGUUCGGGUUCGACACGUGGAACCCCUGCGACGCCAUCGUGGUGGCCGCCUGGCUCUUCGAGGACCGGCUGAUCCGGCGGCACAGCACCUGGCACGCCACCGUCGACCUGCGGGGCACCCACACCCGUGGCCAGAUGGUGCUCGAUCACCUGCGGGAGUGGGGCAAGAAUCCGGAGAACGUGCGCAUCAUCGAGCUGGCGGACGCCGAGUUCUUCAAGAGGAUCUGCGAGUGGAUCGCCGGCCUGGACGACGGCGCCCUGCUCCGCGACACCCAAUAAACCCAUAUCUGUAGAGAACGCCUCGAUUUUCGACUUUAUCGUUUUAUUCGCCCGCCGAUAAGGAGGGGGGUCUCUGCGGCGAUAAGCACUUUUCGUACAGGUGCGCACCAUCAGCAAUAAACCAGCCAUUUGGGGAG
Molecule: messenger RNA, 1476 nt
Organism: Drosophila takahashii
Lineage: Eukaryota; Metazoa; Arthropoda; Insecta; Diptera; Drosophilidae
Product: nucleoside hydrolase
Molecular function (GO): hydrolase activity, hydrolyzing N-glycosyl compounds
Source: RefSeq, a predicted model, not a curated record